This is a messenger RNA of Gadus macrocephalus (Pacific cod), 7818 nucleotides long. RefSeq names its product regulating synaptic membrane exocytosis 1b (gene rims1b). The transcript has 30 exons. Gene Ontology annotation, molecular function: small GTPase binding; transmembrane transporter binding. Gene Ontology annotation, cellular component: presynaptic membrane; cytoskeleton of presynaptic active zone. Lineage: Eukaryota; Metazoa; Chordata; Actinopteri; Gadiformes; Gadidae. Bases 377 to 4750 code for a protein of 1457 amino acids. The record is from RefSeq and is a predicted model, not a curated record. Gene Ontology annotation, biological process: positive regulation of synaptic transmission; regulation of synaptic plasticity; regulation of membrane potential.
GAGAGAGAGAGAGAGAGAGAGAGACCAACAGAUGUGGGCUAUACGCACAGCUGAUUUACUUUAGAUUAGUGAUGACAAGCGCCAACACGGAUGCAAUCAGGCCAUGUAAAAGGUGCUUUGGGAUGCUAAGAGCUAAAGGCUAAAUGUUAGCAUCUUUGCAACUGCCAGUGGGGAGGAGGAACGGACCAGGGUACUCUCGACGUGUUGGAGACUAUUUUAUUUCCAAAAAGAGCCGGGAUUUCACCGCCAGGAUAAAGGACAGCUUUGGUUUUGUUUUUUGCCAAAUUGAACACUCUGGAUUAUUUUUGCAGGGGAGUUAAAUAUUAUUUCUUCGUUUUGAGGGGGAUGCGUUUUACAAUAGCCAUGGCUUCAUGUCAUGUGGGUAUGCAACCUCUGCCGUAAGCAGCAGGAGAUUCUCACCAAGUCAGGAGAAUGGUUUUCUGGACCAGGGGUCCGUCCUACCAGCGCCAACCUGAACGACCGGGGCAGCGUGGGCGUUGAGGGCGCCCGGGACAGGAAGAUGCUGCGCUCCCGGUCGGUGGCGCAGCCGUCCUCCGCCUCCAACGCCAACUCCAGCCCCCCCGACGGGGGGCCUCAGGCACCCAACGCCGUCAACGCGGCGGGCAAGGGCGUCGACGCCGCGGUCAACUCGCGGUCCCAGAGCGAGCCGCCCCGAGACAAGAAGCGGCCGGUGUCGCUGCAUGAGCAGAACGGUAAGCCCAGCGCGGGGCGUGGCGGCGGCGGCGGCGGGGGGAGCGGGCGCCGGCCCGGGGGGAAGCUGCCCGGCCAGACCUCCCUGGAGGACCGCCCCUCCCACCGCGGGGAGCGGGGCGCCGACAGCCGGCGCCUGGAGAAGAUCCACUCGCAGGACUACGACGAGGGCAAGGACGACGCGGACCGGGAGAAGCGGGAGCGGCAGCGGCGGGAGGAGGAGUUCCAGGCGCGGUACCGCAGCGACCCCAACCUGGCCCGCUACCCCGUCAAGCCCCAGAAGGAGGAGCAGGAGAUGCGCAUGCACGCCAAGGUGUCCAAGGUGCGGCACGAGCGGCGCCACAGCGACCAGGCCAUCAACGAGGUGGGGCUGGGGCCCGGCGACGGAGGGGGGGGCGGGCACUCGGGAGACAUGCCGGAGCACCGCCUCCGCAGGAGGUACUUCGGGUCGGACGGCAAAGGCCCCCCCGAGAACGACUGGGCGGGCUACGAGGGCGAGAGGGGGGCGGCGCCGGCGGGAGGCGGCCCGCCCAGAGCGGGGUCGGUGUCUCCGGAUUGGGGGGCGACCAAGGGGCGGCAGGAGCCGGCGGGUCCGACCAGGGGCGGCGGCGGCGGCGGCAGCAGGGACGGCGGCAGCAGGGACGGCCUGCUGAGGAAGGACUCCCAGAGCUCCGACCAGUCGGAGACUCUGCGCCCGCCCCCGCCGCGGCCGUACAAGAGCAAGCGCGGCGGCCACAAGAGGCAGAUGUCCAUCAGCAGCUCGGAGGAGGAGGGCGGCUCCACGCCCGAGUACACCAGCUGCGAGGACGUGGACAUGGAGAGCGUCAGCGAGAAAGGCGAUUGGGACUGCUAUCCUCUUGAUCCUGCCGUAUGGCAUCACCCAGUGACGUGGCUGCAGUCUAAGGAGGGUGACCAGAUGAUCGGACGCAUCACUCUCAGCAAGCGGUCGGCCAUGCCCCGGGAGGCCGGCUCCCUGCUGGGCCUCAAGGUGGUGGGGGGCAAGAUGACAGCGAUGGGCCGACUGGGGGCCUUCAUCACUAAAGUAAAGAAGGGAAGCCUCGCAGAUGUUGUGGGCCAUCUGAGAGCAGGCGACGAAGUACUGCAGUGGAACGGGAAGUCGUUGCCGGGAGCAACCAAGAAAGAGGUGUACAACAUCAUUCUGGAGUCGAAGGCCGCGCCCCAGGUGGAGAUAGUGGUGUCCAGACCUGUAGGAGUUAUUCCGAGAAGUCCCGAAUCGUCCCACCCUCCUUUAGAAUCGACGGGCUCCAGUUCGUUUGAGUCCCAGAAGAUGGACCGUCCCUCCAUUUCAGUGAUGUCUCCCACCAGCCCAGGGACCCUGCGAGACCACCCGCAAAUACUGCCGGGACAGCUCUCUGUGAAGCUGUGUUACGAUAAGGUGGGCCAUCAGCUGAUUGUCAACGUCCUUCAAGCCAUAGACCUGCCGCCCAGGCCCGACGGUCGACCUCUGAACCCCUACGUCAAGAUGUACUUCCUCCCCGACAGAAGCGAUAAGAGCAGGCGGCGGACGAAGACGGUGAAGAAGAGUGUGGAGCCCAAAUGGAACCAGACCUUCCUGUACUCCCACGUCCACCGGAGGGACUUCAGGGAACGCAUGCUGGAGAUCACCGUGUGGGACCAGCCCCGCGUGCAGGAGGAGGAGAGCGACUUCAUGGGGGAGAUCCUGAUCGAGCUGGAGACGGCCGCCCUGGACGACCUUCCUCACUGGUACAAGCUGCAGAGCCAUGACGUUUCCUCCCUGCCUCUUCCCCAGCCCUCGCCAUACCUGCCGCGCAGACACCUGCAUGGAGACAGCCCCAGCAAGAAACUGCAGAGGUCCCAUCGCAUCAUUGAUACUGAGUUUGAUGAUGGUUUAUCGGUAGUGUCUAAAGGUGCGGAGCGCAGCUCCAGGGAGCUUGAGAGGGGCAGCAGCACCCUGGAGGUCCCGGAGCAGCAGAGACCCCCGCAGCACCGCUCGCGCUCCGUCUCCCCCCACCGGGAGGACUCCUGCAAGGCCCGCUCCAGACCCGCACACGUACCCAUGCAGAGGAGCCUGGACGAGAUCCACCACAACCGCAACCACUCCCUGUCCCCGGCCCGUUACCAUGACACCCACCUGGAGCGCCAACGCUCCGGGGACUCGGACUACGAGUACUCCGAGGACAGUGAGGUCCUGGAGACGCACAGGUCUAUCCGGGGCGGGAGCGCUGAGUGCCUGCACACAAACAGCAGGGGCGUGGGUAGACACAGCAGCCCCACGCUGCCUCCCAAAAUGCCCCUGCUCGUUAACGGUAUCCAUAAAGGCAUUUACAGCUCCACGCUGCCCGUGUGCCUAAAGGCCAAGGCGGCCGGGGUGUGUGGUAGGCAGGAGGCCGUUAGCGCCGGGCCGCGCCCUCUCCUCCCCCAACGCGUGCUCAGGUUCACUGACGAGGUCCCGGGCAGCCUCCCCCAGCCUCCGCCACCACCAUCCCUGAUCCUCCCCCACUACCUGCCUCCCCCCCACCCUUCCAGCCCCUCCACCCUCCAGGCGUACUGCAGUAGGGCGGAGGCCUCGCCACCUGCAGGCCGCUGUGAUUCCCACCAGAGCGAACUCCCACGGCACCUCUCCUACAGGGUCUCCCUCGUCAGGACGCAGGGGCAGGCAGCUGCCACAACUCCCUGCCAAAAGCAGCAGCAUCGAGCAAGCCCUUGCAGCAGAGGAGCGAGCCCGACUGGUGAAGAUGAAAGUACAUUCCUACCGGCCCUCGGCCCCCCCGUGCCCGAGACGGACCUCAAGACCAAACGCGAGAUGUACGCUGAGAGGAGGCGCAGCAGUGACAACAUGUCCGCCCGGUCGUCAGACAGCGAUAUGAGCGACCUGUCGGCCAUGUCUCGCGCCAGCAGCAUCUCCCGCCUCAGUAGCACCAGCUACAUGUCCAUCCAAUCAGAGCGACCCAGGGGCCGGCUCAGGUCCAAGUCGUUGGAGGAUGAGAAGAAGGACAGGAGGAUCUCGUGGGGGGUGAACGGGAUGGAUGAGGGGAGCAGGAGGUCGGCGGGGAAGAGACGCUUCUCCCAGGAGCUGAAGCGCCGCCGACACACGGUGACCGGGGAGACGGAGGAGUCCAGCCGUCAGAUGCGGGCGUCUGCGGGCCGCACCAUGCUGAAGAGCUCCAGCGUCAGCGGGGAGAUCUACGCCCAGGAGCGCACCGACGGCAGCCAAUCGGACACGGCGCUGGGCACGGUGGGGGGCGGGGCCAAGAAGCGGCGCUCCAGCUUCAGCGCCCGCGUGGUCGCCAUCGUGGGCAACCGCCGCAGCCGCAGCACCUCCCAGAUCAGCGGCCCCGAGGGGAAGAGUAAGAAGGAGAAAGGCGCACCCAUCCAGCGGAGCACGGAGACUGGGAUGGCCGUGGAGCUGAGCCGGAACAUGAGCCGGCAGCCCAGCCGCGAGUCCAACAACGGCAGCAUGAACAGCUACAACUCGGAGGGGAAUUUGAUCUUCUCCGGGGUGAAUCUGGGGGCCAACAGUCAGUUCAGCGACUUUCUGGACGGCCUGGGACCGGCUCAGCUCGUGGGCCGGCAAACACUGGCCACGCCCGCCAUAGGUGACAUCCAGAUCGGCAUGAUGGACAAGAAAGGCCAGCUGGAGGUGGAGGUGAUCCGGGCACGAGGCCUCGUCCAGAAGCCUGGCUCCAAGUCCCUUCCCGCGCCGUACGUCAAGGUCUACCUGCUGAACAAUGGGGCCUACGUCGCCAAGAAGAAGACCAAGAUUGCGAGGAAAACGCUGGACCCGUUGUACCAGCAAGCGCUGCAGUUUGAGGAGAGCCCGCAGGGGAAAGUGUUGCAGGUGAUCGUCUGGGGGGAUUACGGACGCAUGGACCACAAGAGCUUCAUGGGAGUUGCACAAAUCCUAUUGGAGGAGCUGGACUUAUCGAGCACCGUGAUUGGUUGGUACAAGUUGUUCCCACCUUCCUCCCUGGUGGACCCCACGCUAGCCUCCCUCACCAGGCGGGCUUCCCAGACCUCUCUGGACAGCUCUUCCGGACCCCCGGGGGUCCGGUCGUAGGCCCCCCCCCCCCCCCCCCCCCCCCCCACCGUAAGACUUUGAUGAUGAUGAAUUCAAAAUACUUGGACGUACUGUAGACAAAGAAGAAACAAAUACAUAUUUAAAAAAAAGAGCUAAAAACAGCCAGUGGUGACUACGUAGAACAACAACAAUCAGAAUCAGAGUCGCAAUGAGAAAGCUUUGUUGAGAUCUGACAAUCACUCCUGUCUCGUUUUAAGUUCUUCUGCCGUAGGAAGCUCUGCAUUUUGAUUCUUUUGUGUCAUUUCAAGGCUAGAUUUCAUACUCUGUUUGUAUGGAAGACUCCCUGGGGCUGUUGCCCUCGGCGACCCCCCCCCCCCCCCCCCCCGCCCCCCGGGCGUGGGUUAAAAAAAAAAAGGCACAAGUGGCAGUUAGUAGAGACGGGAUUAUUCAAAUAAAAGCAGGGUGGUUCGAUUCCCAUUUCAACAAUAAAGGAAAAACGUCUGCAAACGUGGGAUUGUGUGGAAUGUAUGGACCUGGGAAACAGGAGGCAAUCACCCUCCGAGCCUGCAGGGGGCACUCUCCGGUCCCGGUCUGCAGUGGCCUCCUCCUCCUCCUCCAGUAACACAAUGAAUAAAGACUGCCGGCAGGUUGCCUUUUCUGUAGGGUGUGUUGCGUUGAAGCACAGGGCCUUCAUCUGGUGCCUAGACCUUCGAGCUGCAGCACUGGUCCUCGUUUUGUGUCGGAAAAAAAGAUCUGUUUUCAGUAUGUUUACCAUAGGGGGCGUGGCCUCCUCUCUCUGGCCCCGCCCCCUCUCUGUUUUAGUGUUUUUACUUUCAUGUUUCCUCCUCUUCUUUGUUACUCCUUGCACAAAAAUGUUUUUCAAAACUCGUAAAAAAAUUGUCCAUGGUUGUGUUGUCGGUCUGACGUGUGCAUGAAGAAGAAGAAGAAGAAAAAAAAAGCAAGUGAUGAAAUGGAAAAAACGAAAAAAUACUACAACUCAAAGAUUGACUUCUGCAGAUGUACCCGCCCACAUGUAAUGCAGGGAGAGGAGUCUGAUGGGCGCACAUCUUAACUUUCUACACGAUUAUGAGAUUAGCGUGCAAUGUUGUUUUUUCUUUGUUCCACCACUGGCCAACGCUCCAGUCGUCUUUGUAUAGAUGUACAAUAGGCCUCGACGGAGGUGACCAAUAAAAUAGAUUUUAUUGCCACGAGGGAAUCACCUUACUGUACAAGCAUAUAUCUAUGUUCACUCUUGCAAGAACAAAAAGGGGGUAUACCUUUUUGGUUUUGUUUUUCGAGGCGAGUCGACCCCUUAACCCUUCGCACAUGUUCAGGAUUUGUAUCCUAUCUUCGGUUUACAUUGUUUUGAGAUUUAACGGCAAGCACAAGAGCUUGAUUUUUUAUGACAAACAUCUAACUUUUUGAAGAAAACAAUGAGAAAAAAGACAAAAAAAAAAAAGUCCUAAUGUGCAUCUCUGCGAAUGUGCAAGUAACCAAUCAAAUCAAUCUGUCAGGACACUCUCGACCAAUGAUCAUCCUCCCCUGGACUCACAGACCUGGAAUAUUGGGAGCCGGCAUGACUUUGGACCGCCCCCCCCCUUCCAAACUGCAUGCACAUUUUUUUAUGAAACAAAAACAGUUAGUUCAGAGAGAAAAGAAUACCUACUGAACUACAUACAUGUGUUAUUUCCACAUACGGUAGGCCGGCUUGUAUGUUGCAUGCAGUUGUACAGUUUGCUCGUCCUCGAAUAUUACAUUUGAAAAAAACAAAACAAGACAGAAGCCAUUCCCGAAAGUCAUCCUGCGAAGACAUUCGAAAUACAGCUGCAGUCUAGUCCACGUCUCUCUCUCUCUCUCUCUCUCUCGCUCUCGCUCUCGCUCUCGCUCUCUAACUCUGUCUCUCUCUCUCUACCACUCUCUGUCGCUGUCUCUCUCGUGCGCUCCUCCUGCUAUCUUAAUCUUCUCCCUCUCUGUCCCUGUCUCUCUACCUAUUUCUUUACCUCUUUCUCUCUCUCUCUACCUCUCUUUCUCUACCUCUCUCUAUCUCUCUCUAUCUUUCUAAGUCUCUCUCUCUCUCUCUCUCUCUCUCUCUGUCUCUGUCUCUGUCUCUCUCUGUCUCUCUGUCUCUGUCUCUCUCUCUCUCUCUGUCUCUCUCUCUCUCUCUCUCUCUGUCUCUCUCUCUCUGUCUCUCUGUCUCUCUCUCUCUCCAUUCUGGUGCUGAAUGUCUCAAACAACUCAAGAUUACGUUGAUGUCUUCUCCCCUACUCUACGGCAGUCGUACUGUAACGUACAGUCGUUCUAAACAGACCUCACUGCUUCCCUACUGUUAACCCACAUCAUAGUAUACCUCUACAGGCCCGGGGAGAUGUAUGCAUAUCAUUCUAUAUAUAUUAAAUACUAAUAUUUUAUUUAUAUAUGGGAAAAUAUCCAGUAUGUCUCACCAGAGCGAUUUAUUUCAGAUAAACAGAACUGAAAACGAACUGAUCGAUUUAUUGAAAGCGCGACUGCAGAUGCACACAAAGAUGUAAAUACCCGGCAGCCAUCCGUGGACUAUAGUGAUAUCUGCAGAGGGCCUAUGGCGCAGAACGUUGAUCCCGACGCAUCUCUGGGGAGCAGGGAGUGUGUCCUCUGAGCGUUUGAACAGCGCCUGACCCCGGUUCCGAUGGCUCCCAGAUCUCUCCAACCUAAACAUUGACCACUUAGGCCAUAGAAGUCGCUGGUGUAUCACCACCCUAAAAUCUGUUGUGUCAACACUUCCUUGUUCUUUAAACCCCAAUGUCUUUUCCUAACCCGAGUCAUGGUACCCCCCCCCCCCCCUGUAAAGGAGAUUAUUUUCUCAACAUCAGAUGAGGCUGUUUUGUUUUUUUGGGAUUAUAAUUACCGUCAAAUCUUUUUUAUUUUUUAUUUUCUUUAUCAGUGUUAUUGGGAAAAAUGCUGAUUGUUUACAAUUCAUGUGUUCCACUGAAACAACAACGAAAAAGAAAAUAAGUAUUCACUGCAACAUUUCUUGUUUGUAUAACAGAUGUCGCUCAGAUGAUGUGUAUGUUUUAUAUUUUAAAAAAAAGUUAAUUUUUAUUAUUUACAAAUAAAAGAAUGUGUGGAAGAAA